Mycosarcoma maydis (corn smut) is the source of this 1518-nucleotide messenger RNA. RefSeq lists its product as uncharacterized. The record is from RefSeq and is a predicted model, not a curated record. Lineage: Eukaryota; Fungi; Basidiomycota; Ustilaginomycetes; Ustilaginales. Bases 1 to 1518 code for a protein of 505 amino acids. The transcript has a single exon. Gene Ontology annotation, molecular function: mRNA binding. Gene Ontology annotation, cellular component: ribonucleoprotein complex; endoplasmic reticulum; nuclear outer membrane-endoplasmic reticulum membrane network. Gene Ontology annotation, biological process: intracellular mRNA localization.
AUGGCCGAGACCACUGCGACCAACGGCAACGGUGCCGCCCCUAUCGUCGCUGCCGAAAAGAAGCACGACCGACCUGCUGGCAACCCUGAUGCAGUCGAAAUUGCUAAGCUCGCUGGCGGUAAACCUGACGCGGCUGCCAACACUGCCGAGCUCGACAAACUCGCAAAGUCCAUCGACAGCGUCCAGAAGGAGCUCAACCAAGUGCGCUCGCUUCUCUCAGGGUCUGGACCCUCGAAGGACAGCCCCGCCGGCAUUCGUCGUGCUGAACUGCGCUCGCAGCUUGACGAGCUUCGCAAUCAACAAGCUGGCAGCAAGGGUGCUCGUGGUAAGACCUUGGAAGAUCUUCGUUCGCUCCAGGAAAACAUUGCCAAGAAGAUCAAGGAUUUGCAACAUGCCAAGAGCAAAACGCCGUACAAGUCCACGGCUGACGUCGAUUCGAGGAUCAAGAGAUUGGAAGAGCAGGUCGAAUCGGGUUCAAUGAAGCUCGUGGAAGAAAAGAAGGCGCUCAGCGAAAUCUCGCAGUUGAAGAAGAACAGAAAAGUGGUCGAGAACUUUGACGCGAUGCAGGCUAGCAUCGAUGCAGACCGUGCCAAGGUGGAUCAGCUCAAAUCCACACUCGACAGCCCCGAAGCGAAAGCGCUCAACAAGAAGUACGACGACAUCAAGUCUGAAUUGGACGCCAUUCAGGCCGAGCAGGACAAGCAAGCUGGCUCACGCGGCAAGCUACUCGAUCAACGAACGCAGCUCAGCGCUCAACUCGAUGCGCUCUACCAGAGCCGACGUGAUCGUCAAGCCGCCUUCCGCGCUGCCAACGACACGUUUUAUGCCAAGCUCAACCAGGAGCGCGAACGUCGACUUGCUAAACAGCGUGAGGAACGUGCCGCGCUCGAGGCCGAGAAGAAGAAGGAGCACGCCGCGCAGUUGCGCGAGGAAGCGGCGAUGCCAGCGUUUGCCAAGGAGAUCGAAGAUUGCGAUGUCCUGAUCAACUACUUUUCCAAAGGUGGUGCCAGUGCUGUUCAGGACAAGAACGGCACUGACCAGCCAGCCAAGUCUGCGGUGGGCGGCAAGGCGCUCAAUCUCCGACAGGUCAAUUCGGAAGCCAUGGUACCCAAGGGCGCGGUGUUGCGUCAGAAGAGCGACCAAGAGGAGACCUACUUUGCAGGAAACGCCAAGAACAGAAAGCCCAGAGGAAGGGGUGGCAAGCGAGGAACUCCGCUCGACCUGAGCGCGGAUGCUGAUGCUGCUGACGAGAACACAAGCGCUGCUGGCGAGGGAAAACUCAACGUACCUUUGGGGACGCUUUCGGCUCUGCUUGCGCUCAGCAUCCCCCCACCUGUCAACGCGGCCGACGUGGCAAGGGUCGUUGAGAACCUCAAGCUCAAGCGUCAGUACUUUGUCUCCAACCAGGCUAGGGUAACAAAGGAGAACAUAGACAAGGUCGAAAAGUUGCUCGCGAAGAGCAGCCUUCACGAGGACGAUGCGGAGCACAGUCAAAAGGUUGACGAGGUCGAGGCCUAG